AUGAACAAUGCUAAUGACACUUUAGAUUACAGUGGUAACACUUCCUCUACGUAUUCUGCCGCUGUAAACGAAGAAUUUUUAACUCCUACAAGACGUACUCAUGUGUCAGUGUCCACUUCUCACGUGAGCAGCUCCGAAGCUGACUUCGUCACGGGAUCAAUGGUCGACGAUGAAGAAUAUUACAAUGAAUACACUAGUGGGUAUGAAAGCAGAGUGUAUACUCAUGCAUCCUUCACCUACGACGAAUUUUCUUCUGGAUCCCCAAAUUCCGACGACCUGAGUUCAACGUUCAUGAGCUACUAUAUUGAUAGUGUCAUAGGCCAAAAGACUCGCUAUUUUUUUUCUGUUCUGCGAAAGCCAAUCGUGUUCUUCUCGUUGAUAUUGCCUGGGUCUAACUUUGUUGGGUCCCUUGGUCGUCUGGUAUACGCUGUAACUGUAUCUGCGUCCAGACGCACAGCGGUAAAUUAUUCUAUGGGCGUGGAAACCCUUUGCGUCCUUCCUAAGGGGUAUGGGCACAUGCCGGAGCACUUGCAGCGCGCACGUCUUGCAUUGCCCUCAUUUGUUGAGUACUUUGCUAAAAUGUUGUUGCGACUCAGUGGAGUUCCUUCGCUUGCUGAUUUGCAGAAGAGAAAAUGGUUAGAAACGGUGCGAAUUCUGAAGAGUGCAACUGGGGAGAUUAUAUCACAGUCAGCCCACCGGUCUUCAGGGCCAAUGAUACCGCUUGCAGUUUUCCUUCCAGUGUUUUCACUCAGUGUUAUUACGAUAGCUCGAGGCGUGAUUUCACGGCAACAAACCUAUAACGAAUAUGAGGAGGACGAGGACGUGGCGUACGAAGCGGCGCAUUCAGGUAGUUACAAGGGGGUGGCAGCUUCGCGAGGGUUGGAUGCGCUACAGCUGUCUGGAUUAGAUGACUCAUUCCCAAAUCUAGGAUCGGAAAAAUCAAACGAGGUUAACUACAGUGGGGUGGAAACGCCGAAAGGUUCACCACCCGCCCCCGAACUUUUCCCGUCUCCUAAACCACAAGGUGAGAGACAUGCCCCCUCUGAGACACAAACGAACCCCCAAACAGUACCAACUUCGAGGGAUUUAUCUCCUGAUUCUUCCGCUGUCGGUGAUGAAUUUAAAUUGAUAAUGUCCCCCACAUCAGAGGAUCCGGGGCGAGCCCCUUCUGCGGCUUCCCGGGAAGCUGUUCGGCAUCCUAAACAGUACGAUCUAAGGGGUGAUGUCGUAAUCGCUUUGACUGGGGAGCCGUCACCUCAAGAGGUGGAUGUUCUGCUUAUGGCGGCGGCGAAAUAUAAGUGUCGGAGGGUAAUUUUGCCCUCUUUAGUGGCAGACACAGCGCUGGCGUCAGUGCAUCCUUUAGUGGAUGUGGUGAAGGUCAGCGAUGUGAUGGAACAUGUCAUGAGUGUUGAGGAAAGCGAAGGGCGGACUACUGUUGGAGUUUUUCUGCGGCCAGUAACUGAUGAAACGGAGGAAUUGCGGCUCUUCACACACCCUACCUCUGUAGUAUACAUUUUUGUGCCUGCGGCAUUUUUGGAGGCUAAUGUUAUCGCACAUCUGGUUGACCGUAGCGUUUAUUAUUCGGCAUCGUUGGACGAACCCUUCCCCAUCAAUGUGUGUCUUUAUGACCGCCUUACUAAAGAGCGACGGGAGGGUGCGUGA
This is a messenger RNA of Trypanosoma brucei brucei TREU927, 1662 nucleotides long. RefSeq lists its product as hypothetical. The record is from RefSeq and is a predicted model, not a curated record. The transcript has a single exon. NCBI's taxonomy places the organism in Eukaryota, Euglenozoa, Kinetoplastea, Trypanosomatida, Trypanosomatidae. Bases 1 to 1662 code for a protein of 553 amino acids.